AUGGCUGUCAGGGGGACGCUCACUCAAUACUUCUUCCUUCUUGGGCUUGAAUAUACAUCUGCAACAUUUACAUGCACUUUCAUCAACAUGGUGCCCGUAAACACAUUUAUUAUGGCAUUGCCAUUUGGGCUAGAGAAACCAAACAUGAAAAGCAAGAAGGGGAGAGCCAAGGUGUUAGGCACACUGGUUUGUGUUGGUGGAGCCUUGUUGCUGACACUUUAUCGAGCUAUGCCAUUAACGGACCUGCCAGUACAAACAGCUAUAAUUCACAGAACAGAUCAUAGCACAAAGAGAUGGGCCCUUGGUUCAGUAGUUCUGAUUGCAGGCAGCCUAUUGUGGUCUUCAUGGUUCCUUAUACCCAUUUCAAUACUCUAGCACUGCCAUUAUGUCCUUCUUCAGUGCCAUCCAGUCGGCCAUCUUAAGCCUUGUGAUUGAGAGGAACUGGAAUAUUUCUGGAUGGGUGUUCAAGGGAAA
Molecule: messenger RNA, 474 nt
Organism: Ilex paraguariensis (yerba mate)
Lineage: Eukaryota; Viridiplantae; Streptophyta; Magnoliopsida; Aquifoliales; Aquifoliaceae
Source: the annotation of a GenBank genome assembly